AUACAAAUUUUGGGCUUUGAAAUUCGCCGGUGAAGAUCAAACCACACGCAGCGCUGCGGCAUUCAUCGCUGCACUACCGCUGCACCACCGUCGAGGCAAGAAACUGCACGCGAAACGCUAGCGACGCGCACUGCUUGCACGGCGCCAAAAGCUGCAGCACCAGCAUCUCACGCCGUCGCCGCGACCGACGCACGCACGCACCACGCACGCACGCCGCCGCAGCACUAAACCAUGUCCGGCUGGGCCGCCAAGCAGGCCAAGAAGGCCGAGUGGGCCGAAGCGAGAAAAUUGGACGGCCUCGACGCGACGCACAAGGAAGUGAACGACACGAGAGACGCCGCCAUGGGCAAGGGCGAGGACCAGUUGUUUGAAAAAAAACUAAGCAAAGAAGAGCAGAAGGCGGAAAAAGAGCGGAAGAAGGCCGAGGCGAAGGCGAAACGCGACGCGAAGAAGGCGGCCAAGGGAAAGCCCCUUUCUAAAAAGAAGUCGAAGGAGAAUUUGGAGAAACUCGCGCAGCAAGAAGCUGCGAUGGCGGCACGCGUCGACGAGUCCGAGGCUGAUAGAUUAGCGAGGGAAGAGCACAUCAUCGCGACCUUCGCGUCCCAAAAGGAGCAACAUGCCCACGCGAAAGACAUUUCGGUGAGAGACGUCACGAUCUCGUUCCACGGCGCCAAUUUGAUCGAAAAUACGGACUUCGCCCUGAACUACGGCAACCGCUACGGCUUCAUCGGGCCGAACGGGAGCGGCAAGAGCACGAUCAUGAAGGCGAUAGCUGCCAGGUGUUUACCGAUCCCCGAGUCGAUCGACUUGUUUUUUUUAGAUCAGGAGUACCCGGCGACGGACACGCCGGCGCUGGAUGCGGUCUUCGAGGUCGACGACGAGCGCAAGGCCCUCGUGCGGACUCGGCGUCUGUUUCCGACCUUCGAGUUGCGUCGACGUGGCCGUCAGAGAGUCUGCGCGUCUCGCGAGUGAACGGUGUCCGUGCCACACAGGAAGCCGAGGCCGAGAAGAUCAACGACGCAUUAGCAGAUGCUGAUGAAGAAGAACAAGAACAAUUAAAUCAGAGGUUGCAAGCGCUGUAUGAGCGCCUCGAUGAACUCGACGCGGCGACGGCCGAAGCGCGAGCCUCGGCCAUCCUCCACGGCCUCGGCUUCACGCCAAAGAUGCAGAAGAUGCCCACGAAGUCGUUCAGCGGUGGCUGGCGCAUGCGCGUAGCUCUAGCACGAGCUUUAUUUUUACAACCGACCUGCUUAGUACUGGACGAGCCGACGAACCACCUGGUGCUGACUCAGCGUCUUGCCCUCAGCAUGACCCGAAGUUGAAGUUCGCGUCGAUGGUCACGCCACCUCUACACAAUCGACGGGGCCGUGAGAGAGUCGACGCGUCUCGUGAGCGAGCCGCGGCGGUGUCGCGACGGCGUCCGUGCCACACAGGACAUGGAGGCCGUCUUCUGGCUGGAAGACUACCUCGCGGGGUGGUCGAAGAUCUUGUUUUUCGUGAGUCAUAGCCAGGACUUCAUGAACGGGGUGUGUACGCAUAUUGUGCGGUGCCGCCGCGGCGUCCCACGACCUCGUCUGACGGAGACGAGUCGCGUCGACGGCGUCUCACACAGGUUGAACGAGCACACGAAGAAGCUCGACUAUUACACGGGCAACUACGAUUCGUACGUGCGCGAGCGGUCGAUCCGCGACGACGAGCAGCAACGGAAAUAUGACGCGGAGCAGCGGGACAUCGCGGAAAUUAAAGAUUUUAUCGCGCGGUUAGAAGCGGCGUCCGAAUCCACUCAAAAUCGAAUUUGAGACCACCCACGACCUCGUGAGAUGGCCACGAGUCGCGUCCACACACAGGUUCGGCCACGGCACGGUCAAGAUGGUGCGCCAGGCGCAAUCGCGAGAGAAAUUACUACAAAAAAAGUUGGAGGAGGGCCUCACGGAAAAGCCGCAAAGGGACGCGGAGUGGGACUUCUCGUUCCCGGACCCAGGUCAGUAGCGCAGCGUCGACAUUGAACCUUACGCCAUCGACGCGCGUCGGCUCCACCAGAGAAGGCGAUGGGUGGUCUCUGGUCCAAAUUUGGGCCGAUUCGGACCGUGUGGCGUGUCGGAGCGUACGCGGUCGCGUCGAUGGCGUCGCCGUGACCGCACGCACGCAGGCGAGUUACCUACUCCAGUAUUGAUGAUUCAAGACGUGUCCUUCGCCUACCCGAACAGCGAGCCGCUCUACCACAACUUGGAUCUUGGUAUUGACUUACAAUCACGAAUAGCGUUGGUGGGCCCGAACGGCGCCGGCAAGACGACCUUCGUCAAGCUGAUGACGGGCGAACUGCAACCGACGUCGGUGACUCAGAGUAGAAAAUGAACUUGAACUUGCCGGGGUCGCGGCGAUGGCGUCGAGGCGGUGCCGCGUCGCCUCAACGCCGUCGACGUGGCCGUCAGAGAGUCUGCGCGUCGCGUGAGAGAGCCGCGGCAGUUUCGCGACGCGGUCGUUCGACGCAGGUCGGGCGCCGUGCGGCCGCAUAGCCACCUGAGGAUGGCGAAGUUCACGCAGCACUUCGAGGACGUGUUAGAUUUAGAUAAAAAUGCAUUGGAGUGGAUCCACGCCUUGUACCCCAAAGUUUUCACUAAAUUAGAAAUGGCUAGAACUUGGCUUGGAAGGUACGGGUGCACUGCCAAACAACAAGAAAUGCCCAUGAAGCAGUUGUCGGACGGCCAGAAGGCGCGGAUCGUGUUUGCGAAGUUGGCCAUGGACAAGCCCCACUUACUCAUGCUCGACGAGCCGACGAACCACUUAGAUAUGGAGUCGAUCGAUUCGUUGGCCAAAAUGAUCAAUAAUUUCAAGGGUGGACUCGUGCUGGUCAGUCACGACAUGCGCCUCAUCUCGCAAGUGGCCAAGGAGAUCUGGAUCUGCGACAAGAAGAAGGUGGAAAGGUAUCAAGGGGACAUCUUGAAGUUUAAAUUAGCUGCCAAGAAAGCUCAACGGAAGAAGCUCGACCAGCACGCGAACGGUUAAGUGCGGCGACGGCGUAGGGGGGAGGGUUGUUUAUUUAUCCAAGUCUA
This is a messenger RNA of Pelagomonas calceolata, 3053 nucleotides long. NCBI's taxonomy places the organism in Eukaryota, Pelagophyceae, Pelagomonadales, Pelagomonadaceae. The record is from the annotation of a GenBank genome assembly.